AUGACCUUGGUGGUUCCCUUCAUCGCCUUUCUGAGUAUAAAGUUAUCCAACAGGAUCCGGUUUGCUUUGCUGGGAGUUUUUGCGCUCGGCGCACUUGUCACUGUCACCAGCGUGAUUCGCCUGUACUAUGUCCUGAGAAUGUGGGUUCUCACACCCGAAGACAGGCACUACUCGUUGGGCUACACACUAAACACGGUCGAGGUCAACCUGGCCAUCGUCACAGCCACCAUUCCGGCCCUCUGGCCACUGGGCCGCUUGUGGUUCCCCGCCAUGUUCGAAUCGAUGGGUAUCAAUCGGCCCUACCUCUACCCGGACAUUGAGGUGGGGUAUGUACUGUCACAGUCCCGUGCCAGUCGGCAGGUGGCGAGCAGCGCAGGCGCGGGCGCGGGCGCGGCGGCGAAGCAGGCUCGCCCCGCGCUACGAGGCAAGAUACUGUGGCUGCAACGGCCGCGGCAGCCCAGCUUUCUACGCCCCUCCCCUGCCGGCGGCGACGCUGGUAUUGGGCUCACGGACAUCCGUGACCAGAGGGUGUUCGGUGUCACGACAAGACGGAGGAACCACGCCGACGUGGGGGGUGGAGAUGAUGAGGAUGGCUUUGAGGAUUAUCACGAAAUGAUACGGCGGACUGAAGUUAGUCUCGUACACGAAGGGGACGGCGCGUCAACGCUUUGCAACACUACGGAGAGCGAGGGGGCCAGGUCGAAUUCCGAGAUGAGGGGUGGUUGA
Chaetomium globosum CBS 148.51 is the source of this 726-nucleotide messenger RNA. RefSeq lists its product as uncharacterized. The transcript is spliced from 2 exons. The coding region runs from base 1 to 726 and encodes 241 amino acids. The record is from RefSeq and is a predicted model, not a curated record. Lineage: Eukaryota; Fungi; Ascomycota; Sordariomycetes; Sordariales; Chaetomiaceae.